AUGUUGUUCCUACGCGGUGGUGGCGGCGGGGGAGCUGCUGCAGUUGCUGGUGGAGUGUUUUCGCGGUACUUCUCGAGGAAGCGCAGCCCUGACCUCCGCCGUAUAAACCCGAAGGUGCCCACAGAGGAGGCCACCGUGAUCUCCCGAAACCUCUACCGGAUCGUCAAGAACAAUGGUCCCCUCUCCGUCUCCCACACUUGGAACCACGCCAAGGAAGCUGGUAUCGAUGGGUUGAAUAGUAAGACCCAUAUGAAAAUCUUGCUGAAAUGGAUGAUGGGACGGAAGAUGCUAAAGCUUUCUUGCACUCAUGUUAGAAAUGCAAAGAAGUUUCACUACUCUAUCCUGCCAGAAGAUCCUCAAGCUCGCAAGAAUCUUAGCUCUCCCUCGCCAGCUCCAGACACUACAAAGGCUUCAGGCAAGGUGGAAAAGCAGCAACAAAAAAGGUCCAGAAAGGGGAAAUGA
Messenger RNA from Musa acuminata AAA Group (dessert banana), 462 nucleotides. RefSeq lists its product as uncharacterized. The transcript has 2 exons. Lineage: Eukaryota; Viridiplantae; Streptophyta; Magnoliopsida; Zingiberales; Musaceae. The record is from RefSeq and is a predicted model, not a curated record. The coding region runs from base 1 to 462 and encodes 153 amino acids.